CUGGCGGCGGUUGCUGGGCUCAGGGCUUCCCGUGGUGGCUCCGGUCUCUUCUGCGCUGCCUCGGGAGCUCGGAGCCACCGUGGCUGUUGUGAGCGGGACCUGCACCGCGCCCUAGGUCGCUGUUACGCCACUGUUACGCCGGGUGCGCUCUCUUCCUCUGGUCUCCUGGGGCCGCAGCUUGAGCCAUCGCUCGAAGUUUCUGUCCCCUGCCUACGGCGAGCCGGGCCCAUGAGUGCGACGGACUGCUCCCUGAGGACCUCCCUCCGCUCCAGAAGGCUGGCAACCCCCAACGUGUCAUCCAAACGUGCUCCUCUUCAAUCUCCAAGUCAAGACUUUACUCCUCUCCCUUCAAUGGAUGAGCGCUUGGCCUUUCUCCGUCCCUCCCGGGAGCUGCUGGAGUACUACCGCAAGAAGAUCGCUGACUUUGAUGAGGAGCACGAGGAUUUGGUUAAAAGGCUGGAGAGAUACAGGGAAACAUAUGAUGAGCAGCACAAAUUGCAAUGGGAAGUCCAUCAGCGAGAAGAGGAGGUCGCAGAGUUGCAGAAGGCUUUGAGUGAUAUGCAAGUCUUCCUCUUCCAGGAGAGAGAACAGGUCCUUCGCCUCUGCUCGGAGAACGACCGGCUGAAAAUCAGGGAAUUGGAAGAUAGGAAAAAAAUUCAGCAUCUCCUGGCUUUAGUGGGACCAGACUUAGGAGAAGUUACGUAUUUUCACAAGGAGCCCCCACAUAAGGUUACUGUUCUGCAAAGACCAGCUAAACCCAGAGAGUCGCAGGAAAGGAAUGAGCCAUCUACAACAGAUGCCAAGAGGAAUGCUUCAAAACCAGCUGCAAAAGGAGAGAAACAAGAAAGUUCUGAGAGAUACCAGAGAGACAAUCAGGCACUUCUGCUUCAGGUGGAGGCACUGCAAGCUCAGCUAGAAGAACAGACACGAUUAUCCAAGGAACAGGUUGAGGCACUGCUAGAGGACAGGAGGAUUCACAUGGAGGAAGCCCAGGUCCAGCAUCAGAGAGACAAGGACAAGAUCAAAACUGUAACAGAUAAACUGCAGAAGACUCAGAAUCUCUUAUACGAGAGCACUCGAGACUUCCUGCAGCUCAAGCUUGAUGCCCGAGCCAGUGAGAAAGCCUGGAUAGCAGAGAAGGACAGCCUGCUGAGGAAGCUUGACAGAGCUCUGCAGCAGCACAGCAGCAAGCAGCCAGGAAGAGACAAUAAACAGAGGCAUGCUAAGGAGAUGCUUCCAGCAGAUGAUGGAGCUUGCAAACCCCAUAGCAAACAAAUAAAGUUGCUGCUGGAGCAGCUGCAGCAGGAGCGGCACCUCUCAAACAUGUACAGGGAGCAGUGCGUCGCUCUGGAAGGCGAGCUGGCUAGGACUCGUGAGGAGGGGGAGGCUGGCAGAGAACUCUUUAAGGAGCGCUCGGAGAGGAUGGGGAAGCGCCUGAAGCUGGCGACACAGCGCUACGAGGCCUUGGAAAAACGCCGGCACUUGGAAGUGGAAGGCUUCAAGAGUGACAUUAAACAGCUGCGGCAGAAGCUGAAAGAUGUAGAGAAGCAGCUUUUCAAGGUAACUCUGAAUAUGGGACCAGACCAGGAUCUUGCAAUCCUUCAUGAGAUCCGCCAAGGAAACAGAUUAACCCAUAAAAUUCAGGGAGAACUGAAGAGCUUAAAAGCAAAGAUCUAUGGCUUAGAGAAUGAGCUACGGCUUGUAUGAAGCUGAGAUAUUAACUGGCAUCCUGCUUUCAGGAAUGGGACAUUGCUAGGCUGGAGUAGUUCUAUAUGAGAGCAAUUCCUGACUGUUUUCUGCCAUCCAGUGGCAGCAGUUAGUUUCAGAACGUUGUACAUGAGCCAUUGCUAAAGUGCCAGACUAGAGCAGUGUUUGCUCUGAGAGGUGGCUCACACAGAAAGCACAGGAUGGCUCUGCUUGUGACUUCCUCUCCUGACAUCUGUGGUAGGGGUCUCUGUAUGCUGGCCUUCACCUUCUGUGUAGCAUGUUAGAAACCACAUACCUGGUCAUAAUGACAUGUAUAAUCAUGGGAAGAUUUAGUGCAAGACCUGAAUUGCUGGAAUGACCUUUGCCUGUGUGAGAAGCAGCUUUUAAAGUGGUUGAAAUGAUUAUGGGUUUGGUGCUUGGACUGUCCUCUCCUCAGCCCCUGGACUGUCCUCUCCUCAGCCCCUGGACUGUCCUCUCCUCAGCCCCUGGACUGUCCUCUCCUCAGCCCCUGGACUGUCCUCUCCUCAGCCCCUGGACUGUCCUCUCCUCAGCCCCUGGACUGUCCUCUCCUCAGCCCCUUGCUCUGAGUUUAUCAUAACCCACAGAGGAAGCCCAUAAGACAUCUGGUACCACCAUUUUAUCUGUAGCUUGGUUCUGUACCAAGAGAUCAUGGUCAGCUUCUGCUACAGCUGUUGCUGCUGAACUCUAACUGAAAGUGUGUGUAGGGGGGAAGAGCAGGUGCCCCUGAGAAGUGUAACUCUGGCUGUAGAGUGAUUAUCUUCACUCCAGAUUUCACAAGCUUAGCAAACAGGUGAAAUCCUGAAGAGAGUGGCUUCAGGCAGGUUUGUAAUUGCAUGUAUUGAAGAUUUCACUGUAGCAUCAGCAAGUUUUGUCCACCUUGUUGACUGAGAGCAGAAAAGUGCCUCUGUUUCCUGCUGGACCUUUCCUAUCUUGUUAAAUGUGACAGAAGCAGGAUAAUAGCUUUCUGCAAUACACACCUAUUGGCUGCCAGUUGCAAACAACUUAGUGUGUGAAUGCAGGCAGUUCCUUUUGGAUAUGAUGGCCACGGAGAUCCUCAUUCCAUAUCAAAGAUGGGUUUGUGCUGGCAAGCUGUGGAGAAAAGUGCUUUUUAUAAGCACCAGCUAAAGCAAUGCAGGAGGGGAAACUACCUCAGGAGGGGAAAUUCCCUUUCCCUAAGGCCCACUUUGAUGGUGUAUACUUUUUGUGACAUGUUUGCUGUCCUUCAUGGUCCUGGACUGUGGCUUUUUAUCUUUUGAUUUGUUCUUGAGGUGAAAUUCAUCACAGACUGCACUGUGAAUGGCUGACAGCCUGUACCUAGAUGCUCAACUACUCCUGCACUCUACAAGAAGCUGUAGAGUAAGUUUAGCUGAAAAUGCUGAAAUGCCCAGAAACUGCUGAACAACAUGAGUGCUGGUGCUGUAGGACAGGACAAAAUGCUGUCCAUCACUGAGUCUCACUCUCUCCGCUAACUAAGUAGUGUCUCAGAAAUCUGGCUGUUGGAAGUGAGUUUGUGUAUGAAAUGACCUGCUGCCCUUUGAAGCUCUCUGAGUUAUCACAGCUCCUGGAAGGCUGUCUCUGAAAACUGCAAUGGAAUGAAGUAUUAGCCACUUACUCAGUAGGAUCAAUCUACUUCAAUUCAACCAACAAAAAGGUCUCUUAAAGGUAGAGAUAAAUGGGUUCCUGUCUGAUUUCAGCUCUUACAAGCCAAAGCACUGCCUGUGGAAUUAUUUGUCUUGCUUGAAAGCCACAGGCUUUGCUGUUCAGGUUUGUAAGACCAGGAGGAGGUAUAAGGGAGGGACCUCAGUGUUCAAUUUCUUCUUUACCAAUAUUGAUUAUUUCUUGAAAGACUAAGGAGAAUAAAAUUACCACUUCUUAA
Messenger RNA from Pogoniulus pusillus (Red-fronted tinkerbird), 3604 nucleotides. RefSeq names its product coiled-coil domain containing 77 (gene CCDC77). The record is from RefSeq and is a predicted model, not a curated record. The transcript has 11 exons. Bases 229 to 1707 code for a protein of 492 amino acids. Gene Ontology annotation, cellular component: centrosome. NCBI's taxonomy places the organism in Eukaryota, Metazoa, Chordata, Aves, Piciformes, Lybiidae.